Messenger RNA from Alternaria arbusti, 765 nucleotides. RefSeq lists its product as uncharacterized. The record is from RefSeq and is a predicted model, not a curated record. NCBI's taxonomy places the organism in Eukaryota, Fungi, Ascomycota, Dothideomycetes, Pleosporales, Pleosporaceae. Bases 1 to 765 code for a protein of 254 amino acids. The transcript has 2 exons.
AUGGCUGCGUCGUUUUGGAUCGCUGUCAUGAAAAGGCUCGAUACCCCUGGACGUCAUGAAUACCUGGGCUCUGCUGUGGAUGUUAUCGAUACCUAUUUUGGCGAUGACUGGGACUUAGCAUCAGAAGUCAGUGAUUCAGACGAUUUGGACUCUAAUUUUGACGACGACGACUACGCAUGGUUCGCAGGUUACAGACUCAGCCCAAACGUCGACAUCCCCAUAGCGCGUUUUACAUCACGCGUUUGUCUCGAGUUGAAGCGAAUGGCCCAGGUACCGCGCGGCAAUGUCAGAGCCUUUCCACUUGCUCUUCUAUUGCGCAUGGACGUUUUGGGAAUAGCGCGACUGAACUUGUUCGAGCGCUCCGUGCCGGUCGAUGAAAUAGAGGCAUUCCUCCAAAUUCUACUGAGCCAGGAGCCCAGAGCCGAGCCGUAUCCAGAACGCCCGCUGGACUGUGCCCAUGCGUUUCUCUAUCUAAACUAUUUCAUCACGGGUGAAACAUUCGGUAUGAAUGCCCUCCAUUUCCAGGGACCUCUCAUCAAUGCCUUAUUACCACUCGUGUCGCGCGAUUUGCGGCGAGAGCAUCGACGGAAUCUCAACCUGGCUUUUGGUCGACGACUACCAGCUGAGCUGUACGAGGAGAUACUAGAUCGCAUCGAAAAUGCGCAUGAUCUUCCCAAGGACCAAGCAGACUGGAAAGAAAAGUUGGAAUCGAUGCAAAUCUACUCGGAUCCUUUGUCGAUUAAUGGUCAACCAUUCGAGUUCUGA